Camelina sativa (false flax) is the source of this 655-nucleotide messenger RNA. Lineage: Eukaryota; Viridiplantae; Streptophyta; Magnoliopsida; Brassicales; Brassicaceae. The record is from RefSeq and is a predicted model, not a curated record.
CUAUGCAAGAUACAAAUACCCAAACAUGAGUAAGCAACUUGGGGGUUUCAAGCUGGAAGUUAUGGAAGGGGAGUUCACAGACUCUCAGAUUAUUGUAAUGCUCGGAGAGAAUGGUACAGGGAAAACGACCUUCAUCCGCAUGCUGGCAGGCGCAUUCCCACGUGAAGAGGGUGUUGACUCGGGGAUGCCGGAGUUUAAUGUGUCGUACAAACCGCAAGGCAAUGAUUCGAAGCGCGAGUGUACAGUAAGACAGUUGCUACAUGAUAAGAUCCGUGAUGCAUAUACGCAUCCUCAGUUUGUGUCAGAUGUAAUAAGACCGCUUCAGAUUGAGCCGUUGUUGGAUCAAGUGGUAAAAACUCUGUCGGGUGGAGAGAAGCAGAGGGUUGCCAUUACUCUAUGCCUUGGGAAGCCCGCUGAUAUCUAUCUGAUUGAUGAGCCAAGUGCGCAUUUGGACUCAGAGCAGCGGAUCACAGCUUCAAAGGUGAUAAAACGGUUUAUCCUGCAUGCAAAGAAAACAGCGUUUAUCGUAGAGCAUGACUUUAUUAUGGCGACCUAUCUGGCGGACAGAGUCAUUGUGUACGAAGGACAGCCAGCCGUCAAGUGUAUCGCUCAUUCGCCACAGUCGCUGCUCAGCGGAAUGAACCUCUUCUUAUCG